UGCUAGAAUACGGGUGGAAAUAGAAUAAGGCGCGAGGCUGCUGGCGGUGUGUUGAACAGUGUGUGAAUGAUCUGGAGGUUAAAGUCGCGCUGGCGGGUUUAUAAUAAUGGCUCAGAAUAAAAGAGUGGCGUCUCAGAGCAGGAGGGCUCAGGUGGUGAUAGAUGAGGAUGAUGAAGGUUCUCUCACUCAGCCCACCGUGUCUCAGCUACAGAAAGCCAGAGAGAAUUUCACACCUGUACAGGUGGACCGCAAGGUUGCUGAAGUUGUGCAGUUUAUUCUGAUUAAAGACCAGAAAAAGAUUCCACUCCGCAGAACAGACAUUGUUAAACAUGUGAUGAAGGAGUACCGGAUUCUGUACCAGGACAUCAUGAAGCGAGCGGCCCGAACCUUUGAGCAGGUGUUUGGGCUGAAGCUGGUGGAGAUCGACUCCAAGAAUCACAUUUACAUCCUCACCAACAAACUGGAGCCGUCCCGUGAGGAACCAAUCAGCAUGUGUCCUGCAAACCCAAAGACCGGGUUACUGUUUGUGAUCCUCAGUGUUAUUUUCAUGAAGGGAGGAAGUGUUAAAGAGGCUUUAGUGUGGAACACGCUGAAGAAACUCCGAGUGGACGUCGGGGAGAAACAUGAAGAGUUUGGAGAUGUGAAGAAGAUCAUCACUGAUGAAUUUGUGCGACAGAAGUAUCUGGAGUAUGUCCGUAUUCCUCACACUGAGCCCAUGGAGCACGAGUUCCGCUGGGGUCCGAGGGCUGACGCUGAGGUGUCCAAACUCCGAAUGCUCCACUUUAUUGCUGAGCUGCAUGAUCAGGAACCUCAGUCAUGGACCCAGCAGUACCGAGAGGCCAUGAGUGCAGAGAACAGCCAGAGAUAACACAGCGCGGGGGGGUGGGUGGGGUUUUAUC
Molecule: messenger RNA, 899 nt
Organism: Neoarius graeffei (lesser salmon catfish)
Lineage: Eukaryota; Metazoa; Chordata; Actinopteri; Siluriformes; Ariidae
Gene: ndnl2
Product: necdin-like 2
Exons: 10
Coding region: 107-868 (253 amino acids)
Cellular component (GO): nucleus
Source: RefSeq, a predicted model, not a curated record